GUAAUUUAACAAGCAGUAAUCAUAGCAGCUGUUUUGGGUUUGUUUGUGUUGCUGCUAUUUUUUUCUCUUAGUAGUUUAUCUUGUAACAAAAAGAAUAAACUUACCAAAUUAAAAUUUGGUGAACACUAGGUUACUUAUUUUUGGCAGCUUAAGUUUGAGGAUAUAGUCAGAGUAAACCAACAAUGUGUGUUGGAAGUAUUUGCAGUCUUUACCUAUAAUAGUUAAAUUUAGACGAAGAUCUACGUAUGUUGUGGGGGAGUAGCCAAACACAGGCAGCAAAAACUUCACAAUACAUUCCUGGGCUGUCCUUAACUGCCAGCAUCUGAUUAGAACCAUAACUCUGGCUGUAAGAGGCUCAGUAAACCUCCAAGAAACAAAAUACGACUGAAAUCUAAACAGGCACCCUUUAUCACUACUCUGACAUCUGGGUAAGAAAAGAAUAUGCAGAAACCCAAAAGGACUACAGAAGCUUUUGUUUGACUGAUUUACAUUAUUAAAAAAAAAAAAAAAUUCGGGAAACAAGGAAGUCCAAAUACAGCUCGUUAAAAUUUGACUGAGGCAGGCCUCGCACUAUGGCAACAGAAAUCGCAAGUAGCCAGAAUGAUGUGUCCCUGACAAAAACACUAUCAAAAAAGAAAAAAGGUGUUAUUGAAAAGACUGACGAGUAUCUGCUGGCCAGAUUCAAGGGAGAUGGUGUCAGAUAUAAGGCCAAACUGAUUGGCAUCGAUGAAGUGCCAGAGGCAAGAGGUGAUAAAAUGAGCCAGGACUCCAUGAUGAAACUGAAGGGAAUGGCGGCUGCUGCUCGCUCCCAAGGACAGCAUAAACAGCGAAUAUGGGUUACAGUAUCUUUGUCUGGCAUGAAGAUAAUAGACGAAAAGACAGGGGUGAUCGAACAUGACCAUCAGGUAAACAAAAUUUCAUUUAUUGCCCGUGAUAUUACAGACAGCCGUGCAUUUGGUUAUGUUUGUGGAGCAGAAGGGCAGCAUCAGUUUUUUGCAGUGAAAACUGCACAGCAGGCUGAACCUCUAGUGUCUGAUCUCAAAGAUCUUUUCCAGUUGAUCUUUAACAUGAAGAAAAAGGAGGAAGAAAAAAAUCCGGGCCAGGAAAAUAAUGGACCAGUUCAGAAUGGCAGUGAUGCUCUUUUGACACUUUCUGAUGAUGUUAACAAACUUAAACUAGGUGUUGAUCAGACAGAUUUGUUUGGGAAUAUGUCUACUCCUCCAGACUUGAAUUCUCCAGUGGAAUCUAAAGAUGUGCUCUUACUGGAUCUAACGUCUGAAAUUGACUCUAAUCAAAACUGUAUAAAAGGAAAUCCAUUCCUAAUGAAUGGCUUCAGUCCUUAUUCUUCCCACCUUAAAACUGUGUCUCAGAUGUGUUUUUCACCUGAAAAUCCUUUUUCCACCAAUCUGAACAUUUUUCCUACACCAGAUUCCGAUCCUUUCAGUGAUGAUCCUUUCACAAAUUCAGGCCAAUCAGUGCACUCUGAUUCAACAAAUUCUUUAAAUUCUAUCAAUCUCAGCAAUGGUGAUUUGAAGGGCUUUAUUAAUGGAUGCAAGAAAAAUGGUGAUGCUGACUGUUUAGACCAGUUUGGGAUGGCUAAUAAAAGUGACCAGCAUGUAAAUUGUGAUGCGUGGCUGUUUGAUAAGGAAGCAUGUGAUGGUCAAAAUGGUGUAGUAGAAGGACCUCUUGUGAGAUCUUCACAAAAUCCUUUUGUAGAAACCUCAAAAGUGCAACCACUACAGAAUGGCCUAAGCCACGAGCUACAUAAAUCUGACAGGAAGAUGGACCACACUGAUUCGCAGUCAUCUGAUAUCAUAACUAUUAGCCCACCACCUCAAAGCGCAAAACCAGGAAGAGGCAGGAGGAAUGUUAAGUCUUCCACAGAUGUAUUUGGAACAGAUGCCUUUUCACCAAAUACUCCCUCUACACCACAGUCACCACCUGUAUCCCAGCCUGUUGCACCCCAGGUAAAUCCCUUGGACCUCUUCAAAACUGCACCAGUCACUGCCAUGCCACUGGCCACACCUCUUGGAGGACCAAUCGGAGGGAUGCCUGCUGGAACUACAUCUGUAGCACCAUGGGGUCAACAACAAUCUGUUUUUGCUCAGAGCCCUGGACCCAUCAUGGGGCAACCUGCAGGUUUUGGUGUUCAGGGAACCACCAGCUGGCAGCAGCCUCAGUUUGGUGUACCAUCACAAGCUCCUGGCUCCUGGGGUCAGGUAGUACCUGGUCAACCUAAUGCAUGGCCACAGCCCACAGCUGCAGUUAAUCCAUUUCAAAACAGUAUGUUUCCUGCUUCUGGGUCUGUACCUCAGUUAGGUUCAGUAAUGUCGCCUCCUAAUACAGUACCUCGUCGACCGUCACCAAAACCAGAACCUCUGAAAGAAGCUGUUGAAAAGACUGACAUGUUCACUGCCCUGGAUCCACUAGGGGACAAAGAAAAGAAAAAUGCCAAAGACCUCUUCAAAGACUUCCAGCUAGCAAAGCCUCCAGCAGUGCCAGCAAGGCGCGGAGAACAGAAUGUAAGCUGUACAUCAGGAGCAUUUUCCAACUACUUCUCUAGUAAAGUGGGCAUCGCUCAAGAUUCUGCCGAUUAUGACGACUUUGAUAUCAAGCAAAUGUCCAGUACAGCCAGUGAGCCUCCAAAGCCUACUCCACGACAGAACACUCCAUCUUCUGCACCUACACAGAACAUGUUUGAUAUAUUUGGGACAGAUCCAUUCAGUGCCCCCACACCAGUUGCUAGUACCUCUACAAUUGAACAAAAUUCUGAUCCAUUUGGAAAUGCCUCCAGCAUGGGACACAGUUCUCCUGACCUAUUUGGAAAUGCCUCCAGCAUGGGACACAGUUCUCCUGACCCAUUUGGAAAUCCCUUUGCAUAAAUGGUGAAUGCGGUAUUGGCUUAAAGACCUGGAAGUGUGUUCCAGAAGAGAAUGUUCCAGCAAAUGAGAAUUUAUAUGCUGUUCUGGUGCCAGAAUUUCGAGCAACCAAGAAUGUUGAUGCACCUUAGUAGAUUUCAUUUGUGUGGAUUUUGAUAAACCAACCAGGCAAACUGAAUUAAAAACAAAUCAACGUAAACAAAAGAAUAUACCAAAAAGGCAGUGAGCUGUGAAGUACAUUCCAGUGUUAUAACUUACCAGUGGCUUAGCUGUACCCAUUUUUAGGAUUUCAGGAAUGUAAUUUAUGCAGACUUGAUAAACCCGAAUAAGUAUUUCACACAGUCUUGUCUUGUGUGCUCAAGUACUUCACUAAAUUUAAUCCUACACCAAAAAUUGAUAUUGCUGUGCAUGUGUUACAAAGUGGAACUGCAUAAUGCAUUUUGGGGGACACUUAAACACUAAUAACUGGCUUUAAAAUACACUGGAGAUCAGGAAUUAUCUGUGGGUUGUAAUUGCCUAGCUUUUGUAAAGCUGAUAUCACUUUCUUCACAUGUACCUUUUUUACCUUGUCCUUUUCACAAGCACUUGAAGUAGUCGUCGUCAUUUGCUACAGAAUGAAAUAUGAAUUUGUGUUGAAAUUGUCAGCUGUAGUUUGCAUAAUCAGGAAAAAAGUCUACAGUAUCAAUUGCAGGAUAUUGUUUUUGGGUAAUGUGUUUUGAAGUACUGAUGGGUAUGUGAGCAUCUGUCAAGUUUCUCAUCACAGCACUGGGAUGAAUGGUCAUGCAAUUGUGUAAUCUGACUGUACAUAAACAUGUACACUAUCCAACACUUGGUAGUUUUCCACAUGGACUCUCAAUGGCACAUGUUGACCUCUUGAUCGAAGUUUUAAAUUUUAGUGCACCAAACGAAUUUAACCCCCCCAUGAAAUGCACCCGCACUCUUUUCCAGAUGUGAAAUGCAGGCAUUACUUCUGGUUUUAUUUUAUGUGCAAAUUUCCCAGUGAUGACAUUUCAAUUUGUUUCUGAAUUUAAUGUUCUGAACAUUUUACAGAAUAUAUUUAGAUAUGAAUCUAAAAACCUGUUUUGCUCUGUAUAUAUCCAAUAUGCACUUUCCUGUAACACAUGGUUGACCAUAAACUGAUCAAUAACUGGAAAUGUAUGAAAAAAUACUUGUGAAUCUAGAAAUUUAUAUUACCUUGUAAUAAAAAAUAUGCUAAUAUGUGAGUGGAGUAAUUUCUUAAAACAUCCCAAAGUACUUAAAUUAUGUUCUGUACUAGCAAAUCAAUAACAAAAUAAAGCUAUAUUUAUAUAUA
Protopterus annectens (West African lungfish) is the source of this 4191-nucleotide messenger RNA. It is a transcript of the gene DAB2, whose product is annotated as DAB adaptor protein 2. The record is from RefSeq and is a predicted model, not a curated record. Gene Ontology annotation, cellular component: plasma membrane. The transcript has 15 exons. NCBI's taxonomy places the organism in Eukaryota, Metazoa, Chordata, Ceratodontiformes, Protopteridae. Gene Ontology annotation, biological process: positive regulation of endocytosis; receptor-mediated endocytosis; negative regulation of canonical Wnt signaling pathway. Bases 573 to 2882 code for a protein of 769 amino acids.